Penaeus chinensis is the source of this 1698-nucleotide messenger RNA. RefSeq names its product pupal cuticle protein 36-like. Gene Ontology annotation, cellular component: chitin-based extracellular matrix. Lineage: Eukaryota; Metazoa; Arthropoda; Malacostraca; Decapoda; Penaeidae. The record is from RefSeq and is a predicted model, not a curated record. The transcript is spliced from 3 exons. Gene Ontology annotation, molecular function: structural constituent of chitin-based larval cuticle. Bases 24 to 1514 code for a protein of 496 amino acids.
CUCGACUCCUUCACACAAACAAGAUGAAUUCGAACUUAGCUUUAGUGAUAUGGGCUGUUGUCGCAGUUGCCACAUCAUUGCCCCAAGGAGCUCCGUCCAGAUCUUACGGCACCCCCAGUGCGGGUUCUACUGGAGGAGGAUUUGGAGGUAGCGGCUUUGGAGACGGAGCCAAUGGGGGAUUCGGCGCUGGAGGCCCCGGUGGCAGCGCUACAGGAUUCGGAGGAGCUGCUGGAGGGCUUGGAGGUGGCUCUCAAGGUGCAGGUAGUGGAGGAUUCGGAGGUGGCGCCGUCGGUGUAGGAAGUGGAGGGUCAGGAGUUGGAUCUGCAGGAGGAUUCGGAGGUAGCGCUUCUGGAGGAUUCGGCGGUGGAGCUACCGGCGGAUUCAGUGGUUCCUCGGGAGGCUUCGGCGCUGGCGGUGCUGGCGGCGCUGGCGCUGGAGCUUACUCUGGAGCUUCAGGUCCUUUCAUUCCCAUCAUUACCGACGAUCGCCAAGGCCCCGAUGAGUUCGGAAACUACAACUUCAACUUCGAAACUGCAAACGGCAUCAUUCGUGAGGAACAAGGAGCCCCACAAGGAGAAACUGGAGCCGUAGCACAGCAGGGUUCUUGGUCAUUCACCUUCCCUGAUGGCACUCCAGCUGACUUCAGAUUCGUUGCUGAUGAAAACGGUUUCCGCGUGGAGUCCGACCUUCUGCCCACUCCCCCUCCCCUCCCCCCACACGCCAUCGCCCAGAUCGAGAAGGCUCGUCAGGAGGAUGCCGCCGCUGCAGCUUCUGGUGGACGUUACAGUGGCCAGUCAGGUUCUGGCCAAUCAGGGUUCGGCUCCGGUUCUGGCCAGUCAGGAUUUGGUUCAGGUGCUGGCCAGUCAGGAUUUGGUUCAGGUGCUGGCCAGUCAGGAUUUGGUUCAGGUGCUGGCCAAUCAGGAUUUGGUUCGGGUGCUGGCCAGUCAGGAUUUGGUUCAGGUGCUGGCCAGUCAGGAUUUGAUUCAGGUGCUGGCCAGUCAGGAUUUGGUUCAGGUGCUGGCCAAUCAGGAUUUGGUUCGGGUGCUGGCCAAUCAGGAUUUGGUUCGGGUGCUGGCCAAUCAGGAUUUGGUUCGGGUGCUGGCCAAUCAGGAUUUGAUUCAGGUGCUGGCCAGUCAGGAUUUGGUUCAGGUGCUGGCCAGUCAGGAUUUGGUUCGGGUGCUGGCCAAUCAGGAUUUGGUUCGGGUGCUGGCCAAUCAGGAUUUGGUUCGGGUGCUGGCCAAUCAGGAUUUGGUUCGGGUGCUGGCCAGUCAGGAUUUGAUUCAGGUGCUGGCCAGUCAGGAUUUGGUUCAGGUGCUGGCCAAUCAGGAUUUGGUUCGGGUGCUGGCCAAUCAGGAUUUGGUUCGGGUGCUGGCCAAUCAGGAUUUGGUUCAGGUGCUGGCCAAUCAGGAUUUGGUUCGGGUGGUGGCCAAUCAGGAUUCGAUUCAGGUGCUGGCCAAUCAGGUUUUGGGGCUGGCUCUGCUCAGACUCCAAGCUUAACCUAUGGCUUACCUUAAACUUAAUCCAUCUCCAUACUGAGUGAAGUCAUGUUGCGCAUCGUGCACUGAAAACAUGGCGGCCAUACCUUUGCAAAAGCAGCAGGUUAAUGGACACUGCUUCCUCGCAGGAUCAAAAAAAACGCUUAAAAUGAAACUGGUUAUUUAGUUAUAAGUUUAGAUUAAAUCAAAAUAUAGUUGUUAA